AUGUAUUUCCUUUUUGACUUGUUACAAGUAGUUUUCUUAUCUAAUGCAAUAUUGCGGGUUACUUUUUUUUUUUUUUCACGAAGGUCUUUUCAAUAUAUUUCCAACGCACCAAACCUCUUCCCUAUUCUCAUUUGGUUGUUUUUUUCUCUCGCCAUUUCUCCUUUUUUUCGUUUUCACACCGUCCUUCAUUUUGGGUUUAUAUUUUGUUUAUGGCUUUUGAUUUUUACUACAUCUUUCUUCUCAUCUCCGUCUCUCCUUCUCUUUCUAUACCUCUUUAAACCUCAUCUUUUCUUGGUGGCCUUGACGUUUCCUUUCAAAAGCUAUGAAUAUUCUAUCCUUCCUUCCUUCCUUCCUUCCUUCCUUCCUUCCUUCCUUCCUUCCUUCCUUCCUUCUUUAUUUUUCUUCCUUCCUUCCUUCCUUCCUUCCUUCCUUCCUUCGUUACACCUUUUUUUUUUUCCUUCCUUUCUUUUCUUCCUUCCUUCCUUCGUAUACACCUUUCCUUCCUUCCUUCUUUAUAUUUCCUUCUCUUUUUUUACCAUUCCUUCCUUCUUUCCUUUUUUAAAUCCUUCCUUCCUUACAUUUGUUCCUUCCUUCCUUCCUUCCUUCCUUCCUUCCUUCCUUCUUCCUUCCUUAAUCCAUUCCUUCCUUCCUUCCUUCCUUCCUUCCUUCCUUCCUUCCUUCCUUCCUUCCUUCCUUUUCCAUUCCUUCCUUCCUUCCUUCCUUCCUUCCUUCCUUACUCCAUUCCUUCCUUCCUUCCUUCCUUCCUUCCUUCCUUCCUUCCUUCCUUCCUUCCUUUUUUUCCUUCCUUCCUUCCUUCCUUAA
Messenger RNA from Acanthosepion pharaonis, 822 nucleotides. The record is from the annotation of a GenBank genome assembly. NCBI's taxonomy places the organism in Eukaryota, Metazoa, Mollusca, Cephalopoda, Sepiida, Sepiidae.